AAUGAGCCCUCCAACGACUGACUCUCCACUCACUGGCUACACCUUCCCUGUAACUGAAUGAUCCGUCCGAAAAUCAUAGUGGUUACAGAACUCAUUCUCUACCAUUGGUAGCGGUUCGAUCUCCCCUCUUCCAUGGCCCUCUCUUGCUUCUUCUUCUAGACCGGUCUAUAUUUUCACCUGGGGUAGAUAAGCUCGCUUAGCAGUCGCACAACGCCAGCCAGACCCCCUGUUCACUCUUAUUUCUUUUCAUUGCUUAGAGAACAGCAAUUACACAUUAUACAUCUCUUACAGUUGCUAGCAAGAACGUCUCCUCAGCUCUAAACUAUGCCUCGGCGCCCUGGCAGCUGGAUCGCUGUCCACGACACAUCCAGCGAGAUGCGCAUGCUCUACGUUUCCUCCAACGCAAAGAACAUCAUCGACCACGAACCCAGCGAGUGCAUCGGCCGCCCAAUCAACGACUUCUUGACAUCUGACUGCGCCAUAUCAUAUACAGACAAGUUUGCCAGCCGGACCUCCGACAACAUCACUGUCGGCUACAUUACCAUGUACGGCCCCAUCCCCAACACCGACCCAUUUGUGAUCCGCAUAAUCUCCUUUAUCUGCGACAGCAUCCACUUUAUGGUCGGCUCCUACCAUCCAAUCUACGAGCACAUGCUCGAGCGCGAGCGCGGGCGUGUGCGCCGCUUCCGCUUCGCCGCUGAAGACGAGGCGCGCCAGACCACUAUGCGCCAAAUCCAGCAGGCCAUCCACAAUGAAGGCAUGGAGCUAGACAGCCAGGUACCGGGCGCCGCGAAUUCUGCGCCAGGGCACGGUGCCCAGAGAUCGCCCGUGCCUGUACAGUCGUGUGUGAUCCUAGAUAAUCUGCAACCCUCCAAUGGUUUGGCGCCGCUGGGCCCUGAUAUUUUAUUUGUGACAAACAGCAUUGAGCAGAUCAUCAACAAGGACGCCAGCGACCUGCAGGGCACAUCGUUUCUGACGCAUGUCGCGCCUGCCGAUGUCCUGAAAGCAGGCGAAUUUUUGCAGAAAAUUGCAAGCAGUCCAGAUGUUGCCUUUGUGACAUUGGAUAUGCUCCUGGGUAAUAUCUCUACUACUGGCCAUAUGCCGGAUCCUAUACAGCAGCAGAAAUGUAUCAAGGUCGAGAUCAUGGGCAGUGGGUCCGAGGACGGGGCUAUUUUGCUGCUACAGCCUGCCCAGACUCUGCGGUUGCGACGGGUGUGUCGAGGAGGAACACCCAUAGAUGGUGAUUGUGAUGUGGGCUCGGGAUACAUGUCGCUUGAAGAGCUCAUUUCGUCUGAGGCAGAGACCAGCGGAUAUGACAGCGCCUGGCAAAGUCACAGAUAUGACUGAAUAUAUAUUGCUAUCCUUACUCC
Linderina pennispora is the source of this 1370-nucleotide messenger RNA. RefSeq lists its product as uncharacterized. The coding region runs from base 325 to 1347 and encodes 340 amino acids. The transcript has a single exon. The record is from RefSeq and is a predicted model, not a curated record. Lineage: Eukaryota; Fungi; Kickxellomycota; Kickxellomycetes; Kickxellales; Kickxellaceae.